CCUGUGUUCUCGGAUGCCAAAGCAAUAAAUUAUUCCCUGAAAACAAACAAAACUUAAGAAAUUAGAUGUUUCUAUCGCAGAUCUACUAAAAUUUUCGUCUCAGGAAGAACCUUACCCUGACAGAAGAAAAAAAAACAAAAAACAAAAACCAUCAUCCUACAUUCUUUUUCAAUUUUUUUGAAUUUAAGAAACUUUUGAGAAGAAAGAACAGAGAAAAUGAACAUAUUCAGAUUAGCAGGGGACAUGACCCACUUAUUUAGUGUUCUUGUUUUGCUUCUCAAGAUCCAUACCAUCAAAUCUUGUGCUGGCAUUUCCUUGAAGACUCAGGAACUUUAUGCUAUUGUCUUCACUACUCGUUACUUGGAUUUAUUCACUACUUACAUUUCUCUCUACAACACAAUCAUGAAGCUAAUAUUCCUGGGGAGUUCUAUCUCAAUUGUAUGGUACAUGCGACAUCACAAGGUGGUUCGUAGAUCUUAUGAUAAGGACCAGGAUACAUUUCGCCAUUAUCUCCUUAUGUUGCCUUGCCUAUUGCUUGCCCUUCUUAUAAAUGAGAAGUUCACCUUUUUGGAGGUCAUGUGGGCAUUUUCCUUAUACUUGGAAGCAGUAGCCAUACUUCCUCAGCUUGUAUUGUUGCAAAGGACUAGAAAUAUUGACAACUUGACGGGACAAUAUGUGUUGCUCCUUGGUGCGUACCGAGCACUCUAUGUUUUGAACUGGAUUUAUCGGUACUUUACUGAAGAGAACUAUGUCCACUGGAUAACUUGGGUUUCAGGGAUUGUCCAGACAUUGCUUUAUGCUGAUUUCUUCUACUAUUACUUCCAAAGUUGGAAGAACAAUGUAAAGCUCCAGUUACCAGCUUGAGACAUGAAUGGUGCAAGUUUGUAAGUAGCAUACAUAGAUAUAAGCUGGUCUGAUUUGAUGACUGGUGCUCAGCAUUCUUUAGGCUGCCCUUUGUUUGGGGUGUUCUUUUUGCAAGCAUGUAAGCAACAUGGUAAAGACCAUAUGCCUUGAUAGAGAUUGUGGUGCAUAUUCUUUAUAUAACAGCUCAACGAUAAGUGUUUGACUGACAUUGUCUUACUGUGGAUACUUUGUGAGGCCAAAAGGUUUUUUCAGGUAAAAAUACAAUGGAAGGGAUUAUAUUAGGAGCCAAA
Gossypium raimondii (Peruvian cotton) is the source of this 1154-nucleotide messenger RNA. Its product is annotated as ER lumen protein-retaining receptor. NCBI's taxonomy places the organism in Eukaryota, Viridiplantae, Streptophyta, Magnoliopsida, Malvales, Malvaceae. Gene Ontology annotation, cellular component: membrane; cis-Golgi network; endoplasmic reticulum. Gene Ontology annotation, biological process: endoplasmic reticulum to Golgi vesicle-mediated transport; protein retention in ER lumen. Bases 217 to 864 code for a protein of 215 amino acids. The record is from RefSeq and is a predicted model, not a curated record. Gene Ontology annotation, molecular function: ER lumen protein retrieval receptor activity. The transcript is spliced from 6 exons.